AUGGUAAAGGAACCAGCGGUUGCCCUCCACUUGACAAAGAUAGGCCCCUCCUGGAUGGACCCCAUCACUGAUUUCCUGAAAAACGGCAAACUCCCCGACGAUGAGAAGGCAGCUAAAGCAUUGAGAAGGGAGGCAGCCAAAUAUGCGGUUAUACAGGGGCAGCUGUUCAAAAAGGGACUCAGCCAGCCCCUACUGAAGUGCCUGCAUCCCGACCAAACGAACUACGUGCUCAGAGAGGUCCAUGAGGGGUGCUGUGGUCACCACAUCGGGGGCAAAGCCCUAGCCAGAAAGCUCAUCCGAGCUAAAUAUUACUGGCCAUCGAUGAUGAUGGACUCCAAAGAAUUCGUAAGGAAAUGCGUCAAGUGCCAAGAGAACGCCAACUUCUACAAAGCAUUGGCAACCGAGUUAAGCCUAUUGACAUCCUCCUGA
Molecule: messenger RNA, 429 nt
Organism: Arachis duranensis
Lineage: Eukaryota; Viridiplantae; Streptophyta; Magnoliopsida; Fabales; Fabaceae
Exons: 1
Coding region: 1-429 (142 amino acids)
Source: RefSeq, a predicted model, not a curated record